This is a messenger RNA of Nannizzia gypsea CBS 118893, 2106 nucleotides long. RefSeq lists its product as hypothetical. The transcript is spliced from 2 exons. The coding region runs from base 1 to 2106 and encodes 701 amino acids. Lineage: Eukaryota; Fungi; Ascomycota; Eurotiomycetes; Onygenales; Arthrodermataceae. Gene Ontology annotation, molecular function: zinc ion binding; DNA-binding transcription factor activity, RNA polymerase II-specific. Gene Ontology annotation, biological process: regulation of DNA-templated transcription. The record is from RefSeq and is a predicted model, not a curated record.
AUGCCUCAGGAACCGCGGGUGAGAAUGCAUCCCUCGGCUCAUGACUGCGAGGUGUCAGGAUCUGGCGGUCCGGCCCCCGAGAGCCAGCAGUACUAUGACGAGCCCAAGGGUGGCCGUCUGGUCAAACAUGAGUCUCCUUCGAACCCGUCUCCCAAGCAUGUGGCCUUUGAGCUGCUGCUUGACGAGUCCUCGAAGAUGCGAGCUCGCAUUCCGAUGAGAGUCCAGAUCUACCCCCAUGACACUACAGACUCUAUUGUCACUACGGUCAAAAAUUUCUAUGGCAUCUACGAAGGCACCGCCAGCGGCGUUAGCUUUGAGGACCAGGACGGCAACACACUCAUUGCUCGCUACGAGAACCUCAAAAACAGCAUGACCGUCUAUGUCCGAGUGAUACCGAACCAUCAUUACCCUGAACAGCACUCACCACCAUCAUACUAUGCCGUCUCUCCCAUGGACAACUACUCUCGACCUACUCUCGGCGAACCGUUCUCUAUGCCACCUCCCCAGGGCAACCAGGUAGUCAACUAUGGCCAAUCGGUUUCCCGUCCUACCUCGCGCGCUGCUGCUGGAAAGCGAAGCGUCUCCCCUCCUGCCCGAGGUCGCCGAAGCGCCUCCAGGCAGAAAUCCUCUCGAGCAGGUGUCAAGAGCCGUGGCUCAAGCAGUCAUGGAAGCUUCCACGACGACUCACAUAUGCCUUGCAGCGAUAGUGAUGGCGGCCAUAGCUCAGUAAACGGCACAAGACGGCCCAAGAGUGAGCAUUUUGGCAGUGCUGAUAUCAGCAUGGACAACAUCCUCCAGGAUGGCAGAAGGAAGCGCCCGAAGUUUGAGAGUUCCGAACUUCCCUUGUUUGCUCCUCCUCAAGUGCCUCGGACGACUUCGGCAUCUUCCAUCUCCCCCCAGCGACGCUCCCUUGCACCCGAUGCCUCGCCUUUCGCAAGGCCCAACCAGAACGCUUUCAGCGGCUACCAGGCGCUUGCAUCUCCUCAAGGCUUUGGUAGCCAUGAGAAACUGCAUUCUCUUCAGAAUGGAAACGGGAAUAACCCAUAUGCGACCCCAACCGUACCACAUCAUGGCCACAGGCUACGGAAUCGUGCCAACUCCAACACAGCGGUACACUACGCCACCCCAGUGAACGGCCAUGGUAUCUUGCCUACUCCUGACCCAACCAUUGCCAGCUGCAUCUCGGACGAAGACGUUGCGAUGCAGCUCAUCAGGCUUGGAGACACGUCUAACUUCUCCCACGGCCGCAACUCCACCUCAACCGUUGACGAUGCAUUCAGCGGCAUCGCGGACGCUGCCUCGUCCACUGGUGCAACCACAGACAUAUCUGAUGUUAGUGGUGAUGAAACCGAUCUUCCUACCAAGAUGAGAGAGCGUCGUGCCUCAAGCAGCUCUCUCCCAGCGUUGUCGAAGAAGCACAAGACAUUGGACGAGAUUCUUCCUAGCUGUGAAAGCAGCGAUCCUGCCAGCGAUGAUAUUGAUGGCGAAUAUCAAAACUUCGCUUCUCAGGAUAACAUCAAGAGCGAGUAUGAUGAUGAUCCAUCAUAUGAGGCACAGUCUUCUCGAGCUAAGCGUGCAAGGAAGUCAGCCAGUGCAACCACUGCAUCAACCACGACCAAGAGCAGUGGAGCAAAGCAGGCCUCUACGGCUAAAGGAGGUCGCAAUGCAAAGCACCGCUCUGCCCCUGCUUCUCGCAAGGGUAAGCAGGCCCCAACUAGCUCUGCCAAACCAGUGCCGCCACCACUACUCCCAGCCACGGCGCAGCAGGGAGGAGGAGUCAACUUCCACAACCAGCUGGCUGCUGAUGAAGAGGAUCUCUCGACAAAGCCACGCUGUCAGAGAUGCCGAAAGAGCAAGAAGGGCUGUGACCGCCAGCGCCCCUGUCAGAGAUGCAAGGAUGCCGGUAUCGGCAUCGAGGGAUGCAUCAGCGAGGACGAGAAUAACGGUCGCAAGGGCCGAUACGGGCGCCAUAUGGGUGUCUCCGUCAAGAAGGACCCUUCUGCCAUCGUUGCGAAGGCCCAAGAGGCGCAGGACACUGCCGUCCAAACUCCCACUUCGUCUUCCGCCACAGCGGCCCCGGACAAGAGCAAGAAGCGGAAGCGCUGA